Chanos chanos (milkfish) is the source of this 2739-nucleotide messenger RNA. RefSeq names its product MICAL-like 1a (gene micall1a). Gene Ontology annotation, molecular function: protein binding. Lineage: Eukaryota; Metazoa; Chordata; Actinopteri; Gonorynchiformes; Chanidae. The record is from RefSeq and is a predicted model, not a curated record. The transcript has 16 exons. Bases 1 to 2739 code for a protein of 912 amino acids.
AUGGGGUCUCUGAAGGCACUACAGGAAUGGUGUAGAAUACAAUGCGAAAACUACAAUGAUGUCGACAUAAAGAACAUGUCAACGUCUUUCAGGGAUGGCUUAGCGUUUUGUGCCAUCAUUCACAGACACAGACCGGAUUUGAUAGACUUUGACUCCCUCUCUAAAGAAAAUGUCUACGAAAACAACCGCCUGGCAUUCGAGGUGGCUGAGACCGAGUUGGGCAUUCCUGCCUUGCUGGACCCAGAGGAUAUGGUGUCCAUGAAAGUGCCUGACCGGUUAAGCAUCAUCACAUAUGUGUCCCAAUACUACAACUUUUUCACCAAUAAGUCUAACGCCAACCCGCCCUCGAUGAAGAGGCCAGGGGGCACAGGUCACAGUGAACCAGCGGUGAAAAGACCUGUUGCCUCCGUUGAGAACAAGGGGGCAGCGCCUGAGAUGGGCACUGAGGUUACAUCCAAACGCAGCACUCUGAGCAGCACCUGUGCGGCGUGCGGGAAGCAUGUUCACCUAGUGCAGAGAUACCUCAUUGAUGGAAAGCUCUACCACCGAAACUGCUUCAGAUGUAGAGAAUGUAGCAGCACGUUAUUGCCAGGCUCUUAUAAACUCACCGGAGAAGGGGGGUCUCUCGUCUGCACGCACCACUUUGCAAAGUCCUCCGCGGUCAAUCAGAAUGGUCGUCCGGAUCUCAGUAAACAAGCUGAAUCAGCAGUAGUUGAAAUGGGGAUGGCCACAUCGCCUGAAACCCCUCCGAAUAGGAUGGAACAAGAAACAACAGCCCCUAGUGUAGCUGAGAACAAUGGACAAGCCACUCCGUCAGUAUUGCAAGUCAGUAUUUCAGACUCUUUAGAAAGCGAGAGAAAGACAGAGGUAACGGAGAAAGGAGGGGACCUGGACGUCAGUGUGACAGAGGGGACUAAGCCAAGUCCCUCCACCCCUCCAAAUCCAUUCGACGAAACUGAUGAAGAGGGAGCGGAGGAUGAAGAACAGGAAAAGGAAGAGGGUGCCCAAAAGCCCGCUGCAGAUGUGGCCAAUGGUAGCCUGCCUCCCGCGCCAGUAAGUCACGAGAAUAAACCAGUGCCUGCACCUCGACGCGUUUCUGAGCCAUCCCCUCAACCACGCCCAGUCCCCAGACCCCGCCCACCAAGGAGGACACAGAGUCCAACCGUGAACGGAGAUUCUCCUGAACGGAGACGCUCUGUCCCCGUGCCUCGUGAAAGAUCUCACUCCCCUGGAAGUUCUAGCCAAUCCGGUGACACUCCCAAACCAAAAGACCCUCCCUGGCUAGCGCUUGUUCAGUCAGAGCCUAAGAAGAGGCCAGCCCCACGUCCUCCCAAAAGUCUAGCCUCGCCUCCAAGCGCUGGAUCUGUUCCCUCAGUGAAAGUGGAGGAGUCCCGGCCAGCCACACCCCCACAAUCCACCAAUCCCUUUGAGGACGAGGAUGAUGAGGAGGAGGAGACAGAACCUGUUGAGAGUUCAGCUCCACCCUCUGUGGUUAUAAGCCACCCCUGGUAUGGGAUAACGCAGACAGCUGAUGCAACCAAUCCCAACACUCCCUCCAGCAGAGUUAGCCCCGCCCCCUCUGCUAGUCCAGGAAGUGGCAGGAAGAAACGGCCAGCACCCAGAGCUCCACAGACGACCCCUUCAGCCCUUCCUCAGUCUCAGUCUUCCUCUGCCUGUCCCUCUCCAGCUCUCAGCACAGAGAGCCUCUCCUCCUCUUCCUCAGAGCUAGGCAGGGCUCAGGUCCCCACGUCCGCCGAGCAAGAACACCGUUUCACCAAGAGCGUGUCUGAGCCAUCCAUCAGCGAACCCUCUUCGGGCGCCGCUCCUUCUUCUGAGCCGAAACCUCACCCCUCGCCGAGCCCCGCUCCGCCACAAGCACCCACCAACACCAGCUCCGCCCCCUCCACUCCGCAGACCAAUCGGAGCGCUGGGACGAGAGCGCCACGGCCGCCGCCCCCUCGUCCACCGACGGCCCCCAGCCCUCUAGCACAGUUGGGUACACCUACCGCUCCGCCAUCCGCUUCCCAAAACAAGCGUACCUGCAAGGAGAAUCCGUUUAACCGUAAGGCAUCCCCCUCCCACACGCCAGCGUCGUCCAGGCCCCCGAAAGGUCCUCGCCCGGCCCGGCCCCCCGCCCCUGGUCACGGCUUCCCCCUCAUCAAACGGAGGGUUCAGUCAGACCAGUACAUCCCUGUGGAGGACAUCCAUGUGGAGAUGGGAGAGCUGGAGAGGCAGUUGGAUGAACUGGAGCAGAGAGGAGUGGAGCUGGAGAAGAAACUCAGAGAUAGUCCCAACGAUGAGGAAGAGGAGCGUCUGUUAGUGGACUGGUUCACUCUCAUUCAUGAGAAACAUCUACUGGUGCGAAGAGAGGCUGAGCUGGUCUAUACAGCCAAGCAGCAGAAUCUGGAGGAGAGGCAAGCAGACGUGGAAUACGAACUGAGGUGCCUCCUUAAUAAGCCAGAGAGAGAGUGGACUGAGGAGGACAGAGCCAGGGAGAAGGAGCUGAUGGCGGAGUUGGUCACCAUCAUUGAGCAGAGGAACCAGAUCAUCAACAGUAUGGACCAGGACAGGCAAAGAGAAGAGGAAGAAGACAAGCUCUUGGCUGCUAUGUUAAAGAAAAAAGAGUUUCAUGGGGACAGCGAGAAGAAGAAGCCAGGCAAGUUCAAACCCAUUAAGGUGCUGAAGAAGUUGAAGGGAGAGGGAGCUAAGGGUGGCAGCCCUCGUAAGGACAAGAGCUGA